Messenger RNA from Auanema sp. JU1783, 1170 nucleotides. Lineage: Eukaryota; Metazoa; Nematoda; Chromadorea; Rhabditida; Rhabditidae. The record is from the annotation of a GenBank genome assembly.
AUGACAUCUGAAACCCAAGAGAAAAGCUACCCAUAUCUUAUUCUUGCUAAAACCCCCCAAUACCGUGGAGGCACUGUGGGUUGGGGUGUUAUUUUGUCAACAUGGGUAGUUUUAUACUUUUGGUGUGUUUGUAAAUUAAUGGAUGGCCUCAUUGAAUGGUUUUCAUACGAUUUCUCUUAUAAUAAAUUGCAAUUGACCGUAUCUUUAAUAAGUACCACUCUAGCUAGCGUGAAAGACAGUGCUAUCGAGUUUGCAUCCGGAAAAUACUAUGCUUACUGCGCUCUUGGUGGAGUUCUUUCUUGUGGACUCACUCACACAGCCAUCGCACCUCUUGACUUGAUAAAAUGUCGUAUCCAGGUUAAUCCCGAGAAGUAUAAGGGUAUUGUAUCAGGAUUCAAAACCACAGUUGCUGAAGAAGGAGUUCGCGCUCUUUCCAAGGGGUGGUCUCCAACUUUGAUCGGAUAUUCACUUCAAGGAUUCGGAAAGUUCGGAUUCUAUGAAAUUUUCAAGAACGUCUAUGCUGACGCUAUUGGAGCUGAGAAUGCUUACCUUUACCGUACUGCUCUUUACUUGACCGCUUCUGCUUCCGCAGAAUUCUUUGCUGAUAUCCUUCUCGCUCCUAUGGAGGCUACUAAGGUCCGCGUUCAAACUGCUGUUGGAGUUCCACCAACUCUUAGAGGUUGUGCACCAUUGAUCUACAGAACUGAAGGACUUGCCGGAUUUUUCAAGGGACUUCCUCCUCUCUGGAUGAGACAAAUUCCAUACACUAUGAUGAAGUUCGCCUGCUUCGAGAGAACUGUCGAACUUUUGUACCAAUAUGUUGUGCCUAAACCUCUCGGAGAAUGCACCGAAGGGGAGCAAUUGGUUGUUACAUUCGUUGCUGGAUAUAUUGCUGGAGUUUUCUGCGCUGUUGUUUCUCACCCAGCCGACACACUUGUCUCUAAACUGAAUCAGGAUUCUGAAGCUUCAGUCGGCGAUAUUAUGAAGAAGAUCGGGUUUAGCGGUUUAUGGAAAGGUUUAGUACCUCGUAUUAUCAUGAUCGGUACACUCACUGCACUCCAAUGGUUUAUCUAUGAUUCUGUGAAAGUCGCUCUCAAUUUACCCCGUCCACCACCACCAGAGAUGCCAGAGAGCUUGAAAUCUAGGCUGGGGAUUGCAAUAAAAAUCUGA